AUGGCCUUUUGGACAUUCAACCAGCCUCAAAUUGUGAACCUCCAGAAGAUCGAGGCCGGCAUUGAUGUUCGCACUACCAUCAUGUUGCGCAACAUCUCCAACGGUGUCGAUCUCGAGGACCUCAAGAUCUUCCUCGACGCCACCUCGGAGGGUCACUACGAUCUCUCGUACCUCCGUAUCGACUUCUCCAACAACCUGAAUGCUGGAUCUUCAGCUUCGACUCUAAGAUCGCUCUUGAUUGCUAAAACGCUCCUUGACACUACGUCUCUUGCUGGAGGCAUCGAACUUGUCCGCCCGAAGUUCAUCACAAACUUCAUCCAGCGUCGCGUGGGCAAGGGGUCAAACAUGUACGGUUCCAUGAAGAAGUGCGAUGUUUCCUAUGCCACCAUACAGGGCAUCGACUGUCUGCUGGCCAAGUUCCGCAACUCGGUCGUUAUGGAGGAGAUCCCCCGUCACCGCCCUCAGUUGUGGUACAGCAUCGACUCCACCGACUUGCCCACCAUUGCAUGCAUGCUCGACAUAGAGGCCGUUGGUGUUGACUCGUCAAGGUCAGUCAUUCUUUUGUUGGUGGUUGAUCAGGCCCUUCGCGCCGGGAUCGCCGCCUGUAUCAGACACAUGCAUGUCCUUCUAUUGUCAUAG
This is a messenger RNA of Aureobasidium uvarum, 639 nucleotides long. The record is from the annotation of a GenBank genome assembly. NCBI's taxonomy places the organism in Eukaryota, Fungi, Ascomycota, Dothideomycetes, Dothideales, Saccotheciaceae.